GAAAACCUGGGGAGGCGGCGAGGGUCGGGAGGAAUGCCUGUGGUCCGCUCCAUAGAAUUUAUUAUUGCGUUUCCUAAAUCGCAUGGUUAGCAAGAGAGAAGCGAGAGUAAGGAAGGGGGCCCCUACAGUCGCUUCAGCAAGGAAGCGGAGGAGGAGUAAGGAAAGGCCUUCUGAAGAGAUCCGCUCCGUACACCCAUGAGUGUUUGUAUGUAAACAGCACGCCAUAAGUAAUAUAAAGAGGCACGAUGACUGAAGCUGGAACGACUUGAAGUGCAAUGUAGUGUCCCCUUCCAGAAGAUCUUCUCAAGAUGGUUUAGAUCCAGCAGAGAACUUAGAUUUUCUUAAGAUUGUACUUGGAAAAAAACUGCACUGAAAAAUGUAAAACUGGGUUUACGGACAUCAUCUGAGAAGAGCCGAAGGAUACUGAUAACAAUGGAGCAUUGUGACCCAUGGGUGUUCUUGAAGAGUAGUGAAGGCUGGACAUCUUUGUGAGAUGGAAGAUUCUGCAAGAACCUUACAGACUUGAGAAUUAUUCUGGGAUGAGAAAAUCAAGCUGCCCUUGCUUUUAGCGGCAUAAAGAAAUUGGUUUAGACAGCUGAAGAAACAAGACCUGAUUUAUCUACCUGCACUGAUUCUUCAAAGUAGAGUCUUUGAAGGGGGAGGGGGGUGCCAAGAGACCCCCCUCCCCCAGGAGAGAUCUUUAGGUUGGUCUUCCUACAUCUCUGGAGCGUUGACACCUCCAGCUCUUAUGCAGUUGAUCAAUACUGGCUGUUCAAUUAACUGAUCAGAGUCUGAACUGAAGCUGAUUAGAGAAUCUAUGUGUCAUAAGGUGAAUGUCCACUGGAGGGGCGAGCACAAGAAGACAGAGUAGAGGCCUGUGCCUGUGAAGGAUGCUGAAGAAAAGCAGCCUGGUUCUCUGGGGCGUGGUGCUUUUUGUGGCCUGGAACGCCCUGAUCCUCUUCUUCCUGUGGACUAGGCCGCAGUCCUUCUCCGACCACAGCCGCCUUACUGCAGAGGUAAUCCGACUGGCCCAGGAUGCUGAGGUGGAGCUGGAGCGCCAGAAGGCCCUCUUGAACCAGAUCCGCCGCUACAGUGCCCUUUGGAGCAGACGAAAGGCGAAUGAGGCCGAACGGCUCCAUCUGUCAGCUGCGGCAUCUGCCCAGCCUCCCACGGCUGCCUCCUUGUCCCAUCGCAGCCAGAUCUCACCAGAUGCUAUUUUACCAGUUCUGGUGAUCGCCUGUGACCGCAGCACAGUCCGCCGUUGCCUAGACAAGCUGUUGCAUUACCGUCCCUCGAAGGAGCGGUUCCCCAUCAUUGUGAGCCAAGACUGUGGGCACGAGGAGACAGCCAGGGUCAUUGCUGCCUAUGGGGAUGCGAUCAUGCACAUCAAGCAACCCAACCUGAGCGAUAUCCCUGUGCCCACUGACCACCGCAAGUUCCAGGGCUACUAUAAGAUUGCUCGGCACUAUCGCUGGGCCCUGAGCCAGGUCUUCCGGACCUUCAAGUACCAAGCAGCCAUUGUAGUGGAGGAUGACCUGGAAGUAGCGCCAGAUUUCUUUGAGUACUUCCAGGCGGCCUUUCCUCUCCUGAUAGCUGACCCGACUCUCUGGUGCAUCUCUGCCUGGAACGACAAUGGCAAGGAACAGAUGGUGGAUGCUGCCCACCCAGAGCUUCUCUACCGUACAGACUUUUUCCCUGGGCUGGGAUGGCUUCUGCUGUCCGACCUCUGGGAUGAGCUGGAGCCCAAGUGGCCCAAGGCCUUCUGGGAUGAUUGGAUGCGACAGCCUGAACAGCGGCAGGGCCGUUCGUGCAUCAGGCCCGAAGUGUCGCGCACUAUGACUUUUGGCCGCAAGGGCGUGAGCCACGGUCAGUUCUUUGACCAGUACCUGAAGUUCAUCAAGCUCAACGACCGCUUCGUGCCUUUCACCCAGAUGGACCUUUCUUACCUCAAGAAGGAUGAGUACGAGCACUCAUUCCUGGCCCAGGUCUACAGUUUCCCUGAGCUGCGGGUGGAGGAGCUGCAGGGCAACCAGCACCGGGAGCUGGGCACUGUCCGUGUGCAGUACACCACUCGUGACUCCUUCAAGGCCUUUGCAAAAGCCUUGGGUGUCAUGGAUGACCUCAAGUCAGGCGUGCCCCGUGCCGGCUACCAGGGCAUCGUCAGCUUUCUUUACCGAGGCCGCCGUGUUUACUUAGCACCUCCUUCUGACUGGACAGGCUAUGAUCCCAGCUGGAGUUAGCAGCCGAUGAUCCUUCAGCAUGCUGGACCCUAGGAGGGAAAGGGGGCUUGGGGUGGGGUGAAACUCUGAUUAUUCUUUUUUUCCUGUGUGGCAUUCGAGUGCAUUCCAAGAACGAGAGUUGUUUUGUGCACUUAAAAUGCUGAGGGAGGAGGGGCAGGUUCUGAUGGUUUUUCUGAUGCCGCAACAGAGGACAAGAAGGUGAGCAGUCCAAGCUCGCUCAGUCCUGUCCUCCAGUGCCUCUCUUCCUCUUUGACGUGGUGGCCUGUCCACUCAUCAGAUCCUUGGUGGCGUCUCCAGAUCAGUGCAGUUUGAGGUCAAAGCCAGUGCUGAACCAAAGCAGGAACCUACUGAGGUUUUCUAAGCUUCAGUGAGCUGUUGCAGACUUGUGCAAUGUUAUGAUCCAGCUAGCAAAAUGCAGCUCACUAGCCACAUGGUAAGGUCUGCCGGGAGCUUAAUAAUUCACCCGUGUCAUGUAUGUCGUUGCAAGCAAGCAAACAUGGGGGAGUUAUUAAAUUCCUUUUAUGCUGCUGUACCUUGCCGAUGUGCCGUGUUUGGCUUGAUUGGAUCCCAGUUUCUGCACGCUCAAGCUCGAGGGCAGACAUGAGGACCUUUUCUCGCCUCUUGCUACCUGUUCAGUUUUCAUCUUGGCAUCUGCUAGAUGCAGGCCUCAAAGGCAGGAAGCGCCUUCAGAUGAUCGGUGGACCCCUGUAGAAGGACCAUCUUUAUUGACCAUAUUGGCCAUUUUUUUACUUGGGUGUCCUGGGUAACCUAAUUGUUUAAUCCUGUUGCAUGGAGGAAUGGAGAUCAGAUCUGUACAUUGAUAGAUACACCUGAAUGUCACUUGCUCACGUGAGGUGAAGUGGGAGGAAAGAGCCCCUUCUACAGGACUUGCCUGAGCAGUUGUGCAAAGUAAGGGGAGAGAAUGGAACUGAAUGUUGAACGGAGAGAAUGUUCCCUUUUAUAGCUCCAUGUCGAGGUCCGUUAACUGAAACCUAAGUGAAGUCAUAGGAGGAGUGCGAUGGGCAUUUUCUUCUCUGCCACCCGCUAUCCCCAUCCCAAAGCCUGACACUGAGUCACAGACGUUUGGGACGCUCUGCAUCUCCAGCCGCUGCUUGCCCAAAGAGCUUCCUGUCAACAAGCCCUUUAGGUAGCUCUGACAGGCAACCUAAAGCGGCCUUCCCCAACCGAAUGCCCUCCAGAUGUGUUGAACUGCAAGUCCCAGCAUCCCAAGCUGGCACAGCCAUUGGCUUGUCCUCCUCCGUACUCACCGUCGGUAUGUUCUAUCGCCACCAUCGUAUACCAGCUGCGGGACGUUUAAGGGGAAGGCAAGGCAAUUUGUGGCCCCCUGCGCAUGCCGCGUGCUCUUCCCGAAAGUGAGGAGAGCGGUCCCCUGAGGCUGCCUUAAUUAUCCUUGUGGGGGAGCCUCCUUCCUCAGUCGAGCAUCGCGGCCGUGCUUGCUCGCUCCCCAGUGGCAUUUCCUCAUGGCUGGUUCCACUGGCUGCUAGAUUGGCACUGGUGCAGCCACGUCUGUGGGAGGAGCGGCGGGGAAGAACCCCUGAAGCAGCAGGCCUGGCAGAGGAGCCCAGCCUUAUUCAGUGGUACAGAGUUGCGCGUCCCCGUUCUUCCCGUGUUGCUCGGCUGUGCCAGACCCUCUCCAUAAGGCGGGUGUGCAGAAGGGACUUCAGACCUCAUUUGGCCAAAAUUCCUACCACACCAAAGGGUAGUAUUUUGUUUAUUUGUUUUGGAUGCUAUAUUACUUUUGUGUCUCUUCUUUUUUAAGACAUAAUACUGCCUCCAUGAUGAAUGGAAGAGGAAAGCUUAUCUUGCUUUUGAAUCGGACUGAAAGAACUCCCUUCCUGUGGUCGAGUGCAAUGAAAUGAGUGUGGGAGGGUUUCCUGCCAUCUCUUUGUGCUUGUGGUUGAUGCAGAUGGGAGGGCGGAAGACGGUGCCUUGCGGGUGCUGAAUGGCCUGACGUAUCUACUUAAUUGUGUUUUUGACAUUCUGGAAAACAGCAGUAUUGCUGCAGAGUGUUGAGAUUGCUCAAGGAAGGGGACUGUUCAUCCAGAUCCUCUAGCUUGAGAUUUUGAUAUUUUUGUUCACCUUAGAUCCUUUGUGAGGAAGGGGCACAGUGAAGAAGUACUUCAUUGUGUGGGAUGAAAUUAUAUAUUUCCCAGAUUUGUGGGAUUUCUGGAAAAAGGAAGUAAGGUAGAACUUGUACAGAACAUGGAUGGGAGUAUCUAUGGAAGGCAGAGAUCCACCAUGGCCUCUCUUCUCUUGCCUAACUUCUUGAAGUGUACAUGUGCAAAUGCUGCCUCGGGAGGAUGGAAGAGAGCCUGUGGUGGUCCGUUGGCUUUUAGUUGGAAUCUCUGGAUUUCUCAACCAGUUUUAACCCCUCCUUUCAAAAUCAGACUCAUGGGCUGCAACAUCAAAGCAGAAAACAACUCCAGGGUUGUUCUUGCUUUCUGCUAUAUGUUCCUUGUCUCAAAAUUAUCUCCGGUGCAUAAGAAGGAGCACCUCAAAGGAGGACACCUCUUACCAGUGGAAGACAGCUACUGAGGAAGGGGAGGAAGACAGCUCUUCUGUCUCCAUCUGCUUUCUCCUCCUGUCUUCAGGGGCAGAGGCAAAGGAAAUGGCUGUUGGAAAUCUGCCUUGCCUGCACCUUUGCCCUUCUUGUCUGGGCAGAAGUUAGUAGCAUUUACCUAUAGGACUCUGAGGAAUUCACGCACCUGCCCACCCUUCCCCACUACCAGCGGAUGGACAGUAUUCUAACCAAGUGAUUCCUGCACAAGCAAUCUGCCUUGAAGGCUUCUCCUGUUCUUCCUGUCUCUACUCCCAGCCGGUAUACUGGAGGGCAGGGAUCUCUGAAGCUCAUCCAUCCCAGCUCUGCCCACGCUCCCUCCUGUGGCAUGGCAUCUGUGUGCGCGUUCUGUCCUCACUUGCAGUGCUCCCACCUCCCUUUCCAUUCCAGGCAGUGACUUGGCUGAAGGGAAUGGAAGGAGAUCGGCUGAGAUCCUGUGUGGUGCUGGGUCAGUUAGGGAGAAUCCACCAGCAGCUGCAGUUUUCCCCCUUCUUUCCCAAGCCCCAUUCUCCUCCAUCGAACUGUCUCUCUUGAAAUUCCAACUGAAGACAAGCUUGUGAAAACUUGGGAUCAUUGAAUUAAGGUUUUGGAUGCAGAGAUGCUGUUUUUAUGUCCAGAUUCAAUUGGUGAAAAAAAAAUAAAGAUGCAAAAACUUAUUUUCCACAAAAAAAUAAAAGCCGGUCCUUUUCA
Messenger RNA from Varanus komodoensis (Komodo dragon), 5508 nucleotides. It is a transcript of the gene MGAT1, whose product is annotated as alpha-1,3-mannosyl-glycoprotein 2-beta-N-acetylglucosaminyltransferase. The record is from RefSeq and is a predicted model, not a curated record. Gene Ontology annotation, cellular component: Golgi apparatus. Bases 891 to 2240 code for a protein of 449 amino acids. Gene Ontology annotation, molecular function: alpha-1,3-mannosylglycoprotein 2-beta-N-acetylglucosaminyltransferase activity. Gene Ontology annotation, biological process: protein N-linked glycosylation. The transcript has 4 exons. NCBI's taxonomy places the organism in Eukaryota, Metazoa, Chordata, Lepidosauria, Squamata, Varanidae.